This is a messenger RNA of Capra hircus (goat), 3006 nucleotides long. It is a transcript of the gene CSF3R, whose product is annotated as colony stimulating factor 3 receptor. Lineage: Eukaryota; Metazoa; Chordata; Mammalia; Artiodactyla; Bovidae. Bases 182 to 2707 code for a protein of 841 amino acids. Gene Ontology annotation, molecular function: protein binding; cytokine receptor activity. Gene Ontology annotation, biological process: immunoglobulin mediated immune response; cytokine-mediated signaling pathway. The transcript has 17 exons. The record is from RefSeq and is a predicted model, not a curated record. Gene Ontology annotation, cellular component: external side of plasma membrane; membrane.
GGUUGGGGACAGAAGCCCGCCUGCGGCUGUUUUCAGGAACUUGCCUUGAAGAGGAGAGCAGAGACGGGGAGGCCGGGCGUGUGCCCGGCCGGCCGCAGGCUCCAGCAUGGGGUAACCGAGGCUCAGAAAGGUGGAAUAAUCUGUCCAAGGUCGCCAAGCUGGUGAGGACCAAGCCAGCACGAUGGUGGGGCUGGGAGCCUGGAGCCUGGUGGGAGCUGCUCUGAUCAUCCUGCUGCUCCCCAGAAGCCUGGAGCAGUGUGGGCAUAUCCUCCUCUCAGCCCCCACCGUCCGCCUGGGAGAUCAAGUCACGGCCUCCUGCGUCAUCACCCAGAACUGCAGCCACCUGGGCACCGAAUGGCGGAUUGUAUGGAAACUGGAACCGGAGCUUCAUCCCAGGGAGAGGCAGCAGCACCUGCCGAAUGGGACCCUGCAGUCCACCAUCACCUUGCCCCACGUCAGCCACUCUCGGGUUCUGCUCUCCUGCUGCCUGCACUGGGGCAACAGCCUGCAGAUCCUGGACCAGGCUGAGCUGCAGGCGGGCUACCCUCCCACUGCACCCCACAACCUAUCCUGCCUCAUGAACCUCACAACCAACAGCCUCAUCUGCCAGUGGGAGCCAGGCCCCGACACCCACCUGUCCACAAGCUUCACCCUGAAGAGCUUCAAGAGCCAGGACAAAUGCCAGACGCAGAAGGAUUCCAUCCCUGACUGCGUGCCGGAGGACGGGCAGAGCCACUGCGCCAUCCCCCGCAAACACCUGCAGCUGUACCAGAACAUGAGCAUCUGGGUGCAGGCCAGGAAUGCGCUGGGGACCAGCGUUUCCCCGAAGCUCUGCCUUGCUCCCAUGGACGUUGUGAAACUGGAGCCCCCCAUACUGUGGACCCUGGAGCCCAGCCCUGCGGUGGCCCCGCCCCAGCCAGGCUGCCUGAGGCUGCGCUGGGAGACCUGGAAGCCAAGCCUGUACAUAGAACAGAAGUGUGAGCUGCGCCACCAGCCUCGGCUUGGAGAAGCCGGCUGGGACCUGGUGAGCGGCCUGCCCGCCAGGACCCCCCAGUAUGAACUCUGCGGGCUCCUCCCAUCCACAGCCUACACCCUGCAAAUGCGCUGCACCCGCUGGCGCCUGCCCGGCCACUGGAGCGAAUGGAGCCCCAGCCUGGAGCUGACCACCGCACAACGGGCCCCCAUCGUCAGACUGGACACACAGUGGCGGCAGAGGCAGCUGGACCCCCAGACGGUGGCCGUGCAGCUGUUCUGGAAGCCAAUAGCCCUGGAAGAAGACAGCGGGCAGAUCCAAGGUUACCGGGUUUCCUGGAGACCCUCAGACCAGGCUGGGGCAGAGCCAAUCCUCUGUGACACCACGGAGCUGAACUGUACCUUCCAACUGCCUUCAGAAGCCCGGGAGGUGAUCCUUAAGGCCUAUAACACAGCUGGGACCUCGCAUCCCACCCGCGUGGUCUUCUUGGAAAGCAGAGGCCCACCCCUGGGCAGACUCCACGCCACCGCUCGAGACCCUCACAGCCUCUGGGUGGGCUGGGAGCCCCCCAGUCCUCAACCUCAGGGCUAUGUGAUUGAGUGGGGCCUCAGUUCCCCCAGCCCCAACGGCAGUCCUAUGACCUGGAGGAUGGAGCAUAACGGAAGCAUUGCAGGAACCUUGCUGCAGGAGAACAUCAGGCCCUUUCAGCUCUACGAGAUCACUGUGACCGCCCUGUACCAGGACACCAAGGGACCCUCCCAGCACAUCUAUGCCUACUCCCAAGAGAUGGCCCCCUCCCACGGCCCAGAGUUGCAUCUCAGGUACGUUGGCAAGACGUGGGCCCAGCUGGAGUGGGUGCCCGAGGCCCCUGAGCUGGGGAAGAGCCCCCUUACCCACUACACCAUCUUCUGGACCAACACUCAGGACCAGUCCUUUUCCACUGUCCUGAACGCCUCCACCCAUAGCUUUGUCCUCCGUGGCCUGGAGCCUUCCAGCUUGUACCAUGUUCAACUCGUGGCCGCCAGCCAGGCGUGGACCGCCAACAGUACAAGCCUCACCCUGAUGACCUUGACUCUAGAGGAGUCUGAGCUGCACAUCCUCCUGGGCCUGUUUGGCCUCCUGGUCUUGCUCAUCUGCCUCUGUGGGGCUGCCCAGUUCUGCUGCAGACCCAGCAGGAAGUAUUCCCUCUGGCCGAGUGUCCCGGACCCAGCCCGCAGCAGCCUGGGUUCCUGGGUGCCAACCAUCACAGCAGAGGAUAUCUUUCAGCUGCCCAGCCUUCGGGACCCCGGCAUGCCACCCAUCACCAAGAUCACGGUGCUGGAGGAGGAAGAGAAGAAGCCACGGCCCUGCGAGUCCAGUGACAGCUCAGGGACCGGUAGCCUCUCCACCCUUGUCCAGGCCUAUGUGCUCCAGGGGGACCCAAGAGUACCUUCCACUCAGCCUCCGCCCCAGUCUGGCAACAGCGACCAGGUGCUUUAUGUGCAGGUCCUAGGCAGCCCCACAGGCCCAGGGCCUGGGCACUACCUCCGCUGCGACUCAACUCAGCCCCUCUUGGAGGGCCUCACCCCCAGUCCCAAGUCCUACGAGAACGUCUGGUUCCAGACCAGCCCCCUGGGGGCCCCAGAGCCCCUAGUCCCACAUCCGGAGGAUGACAGUAUCUUUGAGCCUCUGCUUGACUUCCCUCUACUACAAGGACUCAGGGUCAGUGGCGCGGAGGGUCUUGGGGGCUUCUAGGGCUUCCUGGGACUCCCCACCUGGGCCUGCUCCUUGAUAAGCCUGGGCUAUCCAGAGAAGAGAAUGCCAGUAAGCCCAUCACUAAAAAACCACUCAGCCCCAGGAAACGCAGAAAGGCUCCCAGCCUCCUCCUGUCUUUGACCCUCAGCAUCCCUCCCCUAUCUUCCCAAUCUCCAUGGACUGGGUCUCCCACUUCAAAGGCCAGACAAGGCUUGGUCCAGCCUGCUCACUAGCCUUUGUUUCCUAUAAUCGGUACUUGAUUCCUAUAAUUCCAGUCUCUUAAAGUGGUUUAUAGUCUG